Pelagomonas calceolata is the source of this 1195-nucleotide messenger RNA. Lineage: Eukaryota; Pelagophyceae; Pelagomonadales; Pelagomonadaceae. The record is from the annotation of a GenBank genome assembly.
AAAACACCUCAAAAGGCUACCCCAAGCCGCAUCGGUCGUAAUAUGAUCCUCACGCAGUGCGCCGUCUGCGCCACCGAGCUUGGGCUAACUUUGGGCAAGAAAUGCGGCCGCUGCAGCACGCGCUACUGCGGGGCAGCCUGCCAGGUGCAGCACUGGAAAGAGGGCGGCCACGACAAGCUCUGCAAACCAAUAAAAAGAGCAGGCGGCGCCGAGCAGCACAAUGCGAAUCAGAAGUACACGGUGGCCGUAGCAGUCGCGGCGGAGGCGUGCGCGGAGGACACGAAGGGCCAGACGUGCUACAUCUGCACGCAGGCCCUCCACUGGAAAACGAAGGAGUGCCUCGUGCGCGGGUGCGCGUGCCGCGGGACGGCGGGCUUCGCGCACGUGUCGUGUCUGGCGGAGCAGGCGAAGAUUUUGGUCGCGGAGGCCGAGGCGAACAAUUUGGGCGUUAAGGUGCUGGAUGAGAGGUUGAACCGGUGGCACACGUGCAGUCUGUGCGAGCAAGGCUACCACGGCGUCGUGCGGUGCGCGCUCGGGUGGGCGUGCUGGAAAACAUAUGUUGGUCGGCCGGAGACGGACCAGCUUCGGAUCCCUGCGAUUAACCUGCUUGGGAACGGGUUACACGAAUCAGGACAAUACGAGGACUCGUUAUCAGUGAUGGAGGCCGAGUUGGCUAUGAAGCGGCGCCUUGGCGUAUCAGAACACAGCAUUCUUGUCGUGCAGAGCAAUCUUGCGAGCACAUAUAGUUGUCUAGGACGGCAGGAAAACGCCGUGCGGAUGUUGCGAGACGUAUACUCCGGGAAUUUGAGGCUCAAAGGCGAAGAAAAUGGAACGACCCUUUUAGCAGCCAACAACUACGCGUUCACCCUUAUUGUUGUAAGGCGCUUCGAAGAAGCCAAGUCGCUGCUGCGCAAAACAAUUCCAGUUGCGCGACGCGUUCUCGAUAAUAAUGAAGAGACCACGCUCAGGAUGAGGAUGAAUUACGCGAAGGCGCUCUACGCGGACGACGACGCCACGCUCGACCAUCUCCGUGAGGCAGUGACGACGCUCGAGGAGAUAGAGCGGACAGCGAGGCGCGUUUUCGGUGGCGCGCACCCGGUCGCAACGCAAACUGCGACAUCCCUGCGAAACGCACGAACCGCGCUCCGCGCCCGCGAGACGCCGCCGACGAGUAAGUCACAAAACUAACGCCGCC